CUAGCUUAAAAUAGGUAGUAAACAACGCUCUUAACCUCGAUCUCACUAGAAUCGCAACCAUGGCCAUCAACCAUUCUAUGGGUAGCUCUGGGAGCUCUAUUUCCUCCUCAAUCCUUUCUUCAAACCUUGGAAACAUGGCACGGCGGCAGUAUAACCACUUUCACUUCCACGGAAAGAAGGAUCUGGCUCAAGCUGCUGAGGAAGCGAAGUGCCACUAUUGCCAACUCGAGGCCUUUUCAACACACAAGGAGUUCGCCGUUUCGAUUGUCUUCGCACCAGGAGAGACUCGUAUGAUACCAAAGGGAUUCCAGUUCAUCGAAGAUGUUAUGCUCACACCUGGUGUUCAACUCGCGGAGAGUAAUUUCCUAUCGGGUUGUACAUGUAUUGACGAAUAUAAUUGCAUGGUAGAAGGUUGCGAGUGUAUGGCCAAUAUUGCUCAUGAUGGUGGUAAGAUCAAUGCCUACCAUGUUGUUGGAAAUCGUAAGGGAUGCCUUCGAGGCCAUAUGUUGGAUUCCAGAUUGCCAAUAUACGAGUGCAACGACCGGUGCGGUUGUGGUGAGAACUGCGCCAAUAGAGUUGUUACUGCUGGAAGAAAGAUUAGCUUGCAAAUCUUCCCCACUGAGGAUGGUCGUGGCUGGGGAGUUCGCUCAUCAGACGAUAUUAAGCGUGGUCAGUAUAUUGGUAACUACGUUGGAGAGCUCAUCACCUCAGAUGAAGCCCAUCGACGUCGGCGAGCUGGCGAUAGUAUGACACACAAGGAUGUCUACCUGUUCGCCCUGGACAAGUUUAGCAAUCACAACAGCACGGAUCCUCGACUCAACGGUGACCCUUAUGAGAUCGAUGGCGAGUUCUAUUCAGGUCCAACUCGCUUUAUCAACCACUCAUGCGACCCUAACCUUCGGAUCUUCGCCGUGGUAACUGAUUCGGCCAAUACCCCAUUCCACGGACUUGCCUUUUUUGCCUUGAAGGAUGUCGACAAAGAUACAGAAUUGACUUUCGACUACACUGAUGGAAUCUCCAAGAAGGAUGACCGUCCCCUACAACAACUUUCGAAGGAGGAGCGAGCUGGUCUGACAGAGUGCCUUUGCGGUUCCCCUAAAUGUCGGGGAUAUCUCUGGUGAAUAGAACAGCCUAAUUCUUACGCGAUACACGGAAUCUGGGAGUUCCCGAUGGGAUUUGACUCGGGUGCUUUCAAUGUGGGCAUAUCUACAGUGGCUUCUGAGCAUGGCGUGCUUGUGCUAGGUUGAAGGGUAGGUCUCCUUGAUGACAGGAUGAAUGCGAUGAGAUAUGAUGUGCUUGAUGGUUUCCGGAGUUUGAGACAAUACCCAGAAUAAUGGCGUCAGAUUUCACUUUUUUAAGAUUGUAUAUGAAUCUUUGAUUCGAAGACCAUGUUGUACCAUAGGCAGGAAGUGGAUGAGAUCCACGCGUCAGGAUUAGAUCAGUUAGUCUGUGGUCAAUUUGAAGGCUGAAGAGGCCGCUCAGGUGAGAAACAGACCUUUGACAGCUCCAAAAUAUCAAUAAAUAUAAG
Cadophora gregata is the source of this 1528-nucleotide messenger RNA. RefSeq lists its product as uncharacterized. Gene Ontology annotation, molecular function: protein binding; histone methyltransferase activity; zinc ion binding. The transcript has 2 exons. The record is from RefSeq and is a predicted model, not a curated record. Gene Ontology annotation, cellular component: nucleus. NCBI's taxonomy places the organism in Eukaryota, Fungi, Ascomycota, Leotiomycetes, Helotiales, Ploettnerulaceae. The coding region runs from base 60 to 1121 and encodes 353 amino acids.